This is a messenger RNA of Oncorhynchus mykiss (rainbow trout), 7772 nucleotides long. Lineage: Eukaryota; Metazoa; Chordata; Actinopteri; Salmoniformes; Salmonidae. The record is from RefSeq and is a predicted model, not a curated record.
GUGCCUUGCCUUGUCUUCCUAUCCAUUGCGCAUGUCCAAAGUUAAUAAUGAAAAUGGCUGCUAUGGGUUUCAUACCUGCCGACGGCGAGAGAAAACAAGCGGGAGAGGAUGCAGAGAGCUCAGAGAGGAGUGGCAAUGAAGAGGAAAAUGAGGACCUGUCAUGUGAAGAGGAGGAAGAAGGAAGUGCCGGGAAGGUCGAAGCCGGUUCGUUGAAGCUCCGCGUCGCCGUGAGCUCGGCCCAGACCAAGAAGAAGAAACACAAGCACCGCAGCAAACACAAGCGACAGAAGCACGUCUCCCCAGAGGUCAAGGAGCGGCGCCACCGGCACAAGCACAAGAGGCACAAGCGUAAAGACAACCCCUCAACCGAUGUCUUCUCAAACUGUGGCGAUGACGACGCUUCCCUGUACUCCUCCUCUGCCAAGCACCCAAGACUGGAAGAUGAUGAGAUGGCACUUCUGGAGGAGCUGGAGAAACAGAGGGCCCUGAUCCAAGCCGAGCUAGACGGUGAACUAACUGAGGGGGGCAGGGGGGUACAGUCGGACAUGGGGCUCAUACUCCAGGGCUACCACUCUGAUGAGGAUGGGGAGCUUCAGGUGGAGAGGGAGCACAAUGGGCAGCACUGGUGUAUAGGGGCAACAGGUCCCGGGUCCGGCUCACAGACCGCUAAGGACACCUGUAGAGGACGGCGAGAGUCGACAGAUGCCGGAAAAGCUAAGCAGAGCAAUCCCAAUAAAAAUGCCAGGAAGAGCAGGACAGACGGGAAGACCAAGGAUCGGAUGAGAGGACGGAGCACGUCCAGGGAUAGAGACGGCAGAAGACAUUCCAGGAGUUCAGUGUGCUUUAGGUCUCCUCCUGGUACCAGCAAGCAGCCUUCCCCACCGGCUCAGAGCAGAGGAGCCCAAAAUCAGGAGCCCAGCGGCAGCAACCACAAGUCACCCGAGCACUACAAGGCCAGGUGGCCAGAUAAGGAAAGGGACAAGAAGGCGACCAAGUCCCCCGCUAAGGACGCUUCCUCUGGGAAGGAGAACCGCUCUCCAGGCCUGCGAGGGAGGCCGCCAGGCCCCGCCCUCCAGCUGCAGCGCAGCACGUCCCCAUCACAAUGUCAGAACUCCCUGGACUCAUCCUCAGGCCCCCAGGCAGCUGAGCGAAGGGCCAUGUCACCGUCACCACCCAGAGGGGGUCACCCACGCUCCCCGGAGAGUCGAAGGAGAGUGAUUGACCGACUGAGACUUCCACCUGGCAGGAUGUGGAGCCAGGAAGAGGCAGGGGUCCGUAGGGACACUAGCCCGGCCCUAGGUGCCCGGCGACGGUUCAGCCGCUCACCUUUCAGGCGGAGAUCGCGCUCUCCCAGGAGAUGCAGCAGGUCACCAUUCAGGAGGAGGUCGUUGGAUCGGUUGGGACGGAGGCUGCGGUGGCGUUCCAGAUCCCAGGAGAGGAGAUGGAGCCGGGACAGAGAGGACAAGUUCAAAGGCAGCCUCUCGGAGGGAAUGAGGGUCGACAAGGAGGACUCUGAAGAUGAAGUGCUGGAAGAUUACGAUGUGGAUGAGGAGGAUGAGGAGGCUCUCAUUGAACAGAGGAGGCUACAGCGCCUGGCCAUCGUCCAGAAGUACAAGGGAGGGAACGAGGGUAGUAACAUGUCGGCACCAUCGGAGCCCGGCAGCCCCCAGAGCAGCCCACGCAGCCGCUCGCCGUCGCCAGACGACAUCUUGGAGCGCGUGGCGGCCGAUGUCAAAGAGUAUGAGCGGGAAAACGUGGACACCUUCGAAGAAAACAUCAAGGCAAAGCACAACUUCAUCAAACAGGAAAAAGACGGUACACUGAAGGAACCAACCCGAAAAAAACAUCCGCCCCUGAUAUGUUCACUGAAUCGGAUGACAUGUUCGCCGCCUACGAUUGAUUUAUGGUCACUGCAGAGUGCAAGGCUUCGAGCAGCAGGCAUUGGGAAGGACUUUAAGGAGAACCCCAACCUCCGAGACAACUGGACAGACGCAGAGGGAUACUACCGACUAAAUAUCGGGGAGAUACUGGACAAGCGGUACAGCGUGUACGGCUACACGGGCCAGGGGGUGUUCAGCAACGUCAUCCGCGCCCGAGACGUGGCCCGCGCCAGCCAUGAGGUGGCCAUCAAGAUAAUUCGGAACAACGAGCUCAUGCAGAAGACUGGGCUGAAGGAGCUGGAGUUCCUUAAGAAGCUCAACAAUGCUGACCUGGAAGACAAGUUCCACUGUCUGCGGCUCUUCCGACACUUCUACCACAAGCAACACCUCUGUCUGGUCUUCGAGCCUCUCAGUAUGAACCUGCGCGAGGUACUGAAGAAGUAUGGCAAAGACGUGGGCCUCCACAUCAAGGCGGUGCGCUCUUACAGCCAGCAGCUCUUUCUGGCCCUGAAGCUGCUGAAACGCUGCAACAUCCUGCACGCCGAUAUCAAACCUGACAACAUCCUGGUCAACGAGUCGAAAACCAUCCUAAAGCUCUGUGACUUUGGUUCAGCGUCGCACGUGGCAGAGAAUGACAUCACGCCCUACUUGGUCAGCCGGUUCUACAGGGCGCCUGAGAUUAUCAUCGGGAAGCCUUACGACUAUGGGAUCGACAUGUGGUCCGUUGGCUGCACUCUGUAUGAGCUGUACACGGGCAAGAUACUUUUCCCAGGGAAAACCAACAACCACAUGAUUAAGCUCGCCAUGGACAUCAAGGGCAAGAUGCCCAACAAGAUGAUCAGGAAAGGCGUGUUCAAGGACCAGCACUUUGACCAGAACCUCAACUUCCUGUACACAGAAGUAGACAAAGUCACUGAAAGGGAGAAGGUGACAGUGAUAAGCACCAUCAACCCCACCAAGGAGCUGCUGGCUGACAUGGUGGGCUGCCAGCGUCUCCCUGAAGACCAGCGCAAGAAGGUUGCCCAGCUCAAGGACCUGCUGGACCUGACCCUUAUGCUGGACCCGGCCAAGAGGAUCAGCAUCAACCAGGCCCUGCAGCACCCCUACAUCCAGGAGAAGAUCUUCUGAGCAUAUCUUACUGUACCACUCACAGUCAUGCAUUGAUUGAUUGACACAUCCAGAAGCUAGUACUGAGUCCCUAGUUUGACUAUGUUUGGACCCCACCCCAGCCCAAUAAAUGUAUUUAUUUGAGCUGGCAGACUCUGCUGAUGGAGAGGAAGUAGUAUUAUCUUUCUUCCCCUGUUUGAACAACACACACAUGCUCUCCCGUUUUACAUUGAUCUAAGGACUUGUAUUAUAUAACCAUAGUAGGGGUGUGAACAUUUCAAUGUUUAAUCGAAAUUGAAUCCUUAAUGUUAAGGGAAAACAUUUAAUUGUGUUUUUUUUUUUUUUUCUACAAAAUUUAAAUCCCAGUGCAGUUAUCACAAAACUACCACUAACAGGUCCUGAUCAUCAUAAAGGGAAUAGGCCUACCUAACACAACAAUGCUGUAACGUUAGUAAGAGGGGAUAUGCAUCCGCACGUCAUCGUCGUUAACAGUUUGAAAAAAAGUGCUUAUUACAGUUGGUAUGCAUCUGUUUUCAAUGGACUAUUUGAGUUGUGAGGUCAUUUGUUAAAUGAAGAACUGCAAACGCCAUUUGAGCCUCGACUCACGCUACUGAAACGGGUGCGUCUUUCUCAUAAAUUUCGCAGUUUACUCCCAUUUCAACAGGGUGUUAUUCCUUUUAUAAUGGUAGUUGAGACAUAUAGUCAACAGCAUUAGAAAGCUAAAAUGAUUCCCUUUUUAACCAAUCUGUAUUUAGUGGGAUUUCUUUUGCCCUGUGUUUAAUUUGUGAGCUUAAACUUGGUGGCAGGCUUUUGUUAAUCAUGAAAUAAAGUAGACCCCUAGACUAUUGAAUACACAAUUUGCCUUCAUCAAAAUAAUGUUUUUGUUUCAUAUUUUAUUAUGGAACCUGCUUAGGUUUAGGGGGGGGUUGUAACCUAUUCUAAAUGGAACACUAUAGCAGUUCACAAAAAAGCCUAAAAUAGCAACUGCAGUUAUUCCAAAUCAUGAUAAUGCCCUUUUAGUGUAAGAGCUGUUUGAGAAGACAGCCUGAAAUUUCAACCUGUUUUGGUGAGAUGAAGUUUUGGCCUGCCUGGUGACAUCACUGGGUGGGAAAUUAGUUAAGACCAAUAAGAAAGAGUUCCAAACCUCUCUUUCAAUAAUUUUCAGUUUUCCCUUCCCCACUAAGAGCACUCCCAGACAGUCCUAGCAAAAUUCUUGCUUGUGAAAUUACUGUUAGCUAAGAAGCUAUUUUUGUUUCUUUUUGACCAUUUUAAUUGAAAACAUUCACGGUAAGGUACUUAAUUGUUACCCAGAAAUUAUUUGAUAUUGAGAUAAAAAUGGCUGUAUUAGACCUUUAAGGCCUAUUGGGAGCUUGGGUGCAUGUGUGUAGAGGGAGCGGUCGGAUCGUAAUUUCACCUGCAGAAGCCCAUUCCAGAUGCCACCUACUGUAAGCCCACGGUAGAACUUAAUUUCCCCCUAGCGGUCAUACCAUGCAAUAUGAUUUGACAUGGAAUUUUGUUAAAUGUUCUUAUCGUUUUAACGGGGGGAAAACUUUUUUUUUUUAAAUGGCAGUUUAAACGUUAAGAAAUAUUUUCCAUUUGUCACAUCCCUAAACCAUAGUAGGGCUCCAAGCAGAAUGUCUGCUUUACAACAUAUUUUCCAUCUCCGCCUACCUGCAAGCCAGAUAAAAAGCUUAUAAUGACGCACUCAUAAAGAGUUUUGAGUUUCAUCCACUUGGAUUUUCAGUUUUUGAUUGGCCCCUUGCAGGUGACUGAAGGUGGAUGAUAUUGUAGCUGUAAAAAUAUAAUUCUGAUUGUUGGGGUUUACUGUCAUUCACCAGUUGCCAAGGCUGUGACGAGCAGGGAGGGGGUCCAGAUAAUGAUCACAGUUAUUUAACUUGGGCUUUGUUUGAUUGGUCGCAACCCAAUUGUUCGUAACCCAAUGCCCUAAACCUUUUGAAUGGCAUGUUUGUACAGUCUGUAGAAGGUGAAGUCUUGCAGACUUGGCAGCUCCUUUGACUUACUAUUAUUCUGUGCGGUUAUUACCUGUCAUGCCCUGUGUUGUGUUGUGGUGCAGGGCCAGCGUAAAUGCUAUUUAUAUCCACGUCUCCCCCAGGUAUUGAAAACCCAGAGUGCUCCCCCACUCACCCCGUCCCCCACCCUGGUGUCUGUGCAGGCCCUGGUCCGCAUGCCCGUUCUGCCGCUGCCUGUAGGUCUGUCAGUGCUGAAAACCCAAACUGUUGGGGGUCCUACUUGAGCCCACCUGCAGGGAUGGCCCCUCCUGUUUAAAGCAGAUUGUAUACCACUUUCAGUACAUUGAAGGUAAGCUAUCCCCCCUCUUCCAAAAAACAAAACCCAUCAACUUCACCUGGUUAUUACCUCGUAUGUUUAUUUAUUUUUAAAAUAUAUUUUAAUAUUGUACACAUUGUUUUAGCCAGAUGCCAUAAUAGACAUGGUUUACAUGUUGUUUAAAAAUAUGUCAAAGACAAACUGGAUAAAAGUAAACUUAAUCAAGUCACGCACCCAAAUUGUGGAGAGGAAGUUGGGUCGGGUAUGGGGGGGCUGCAUUCAACAAGCUAUGAUGGACAAGAGCACCUUCAGUGUACUUAUCUUAAUGGAACAGCUCAGAAUUUAUUGCUCUCCUGUAACGAAUACCUUUUUGUUUUUCAUGUGUUCCCUUGAUACAAUGUUAGAAACUGCAUGUGAGGAUAGCAGUCUUGCUAUGUAUUCAAACUCAUGUGUUGCAAUUAUUUUAGGCAUGUUCCUCUAAAAAAGAAGGAUAUUUAAGUGUUUUGUUUCCCUCUAUCAUUGGUUUUCAUGUUUUGUAUGACCAUGUUGUCUUUUGAUACAGGGAUAUUUAUUCUCUGAGCUUUGAGUCUGCUUGUUAUGAGCGGUAAUUGCCUCUACUUUAUUUUGUGUUAUAUAUUUUAAUGUUCUUAUAGGAGCAAAACAGAAAUAAAAGAGCCCACACAUGUGUAGCUGAUGGAGAAUUUAUGCCUUUUUCCACAAAUGUCUUCCCUACAUACACAUGCCAAUGUUCAGGCCCCUUUAAGUGUCUAACAAUUAACCGAAAUUCUGUAUUUUUAAAACUAAUCCACAAACCUUAACUAGAAUACUUUCGUUUUCAUCAGCUUUUUGUGCAGUUUUUAGGCUGGAAUCCCAACUUGAUUUGUGCGCAUAACUUGAUGAACACAGAUCUCAAGUUAGGAUUUGGCACUUGUAUGCUAAAUUUAGUUUCAAACCAAAUAAGCAAAAGACAACACAAAAAAUAUAUAUUUUUGUGUGCUUUUUUUUACUGACACUAACUGAUGUUUGAUGUUUUUCCCAACAAUGAUGUUUCCUGUGGUGGCUGAGAGCGAGACAGAGCCCAGCACCUUCUCCAGCCUGGGCUCCACUUUCAGAGAGACAAGACCUCCACAAAGCCACUUAUCAAGGUCCUUUUUGAUGGCAUGGGUAGAUACAAAAAGCAAACAACACUGGGGUGAUAGAAAAGACAAGAUGGGGAAUCACUUUCACUUACUAUUUUAUUAAAUGCAUUUAUAAUAGACACUCAUAAUAACAUACCUUAAAAGUUUGUUUCCAUACGUUUUCUCUCACAAUACUUUUAUGGCCUCCUUCCUUUUCUCCACAUGACAUCUACUCUUUCUGGUUAAAAAUAUAAUUCCAAGCUGCUCAUAUACCUGACUGUGGAUAUUUGGUUAAUCAUAUGGCUCUAAACUAGUUCCAGAUUGCUACAAGCAAGGCUUCAGGUAUCUUGUCUUUUAACUGUGUUAAAGUUGAACCAAGAUACUUUUCAUUUGUUCUCUAUAGGUGCUGCCACUUUAGAGAAGAAACUCACAAGGAACCUCAUAUGGACAAAGGUUUCUGUUCUGGAGAUAGUUACUGUAUUUGUAAAGGUGGAGUCGUCAAUAUGACAAUCAUACAAAACGGGGCAAAUUACUGCAUACAUAAAUCAACAACAGUAUUCAAAUCUUCUGAGAUUGCUACUUGAGGCUUUUCCCAAUCUGGGCGAGGCUCAAGGGAGGGUGCAGAUUUGGCAUAUUUCUUAUUCUGUUUUCUUUAAGCAGAAAGAAGCCCUGCUGUGUAUGAUGUAAUUUUGAUAAGUCAACCUUUUAUAGACAUGAUGUCAUGAUCUGAUUUGCUGUUAUUUUUCAAACAUGUUAGCAGAAACUACUGUAGUUACCAUAAUGAGCCAGUAUUGGACACACCGGGUGAUAUUUUGGACCCAUUAUAGAUAUUUGAGAUUUGUUCAUGAACUCAAUGCUUUGCUUAUGGAUUCUGAGCAAAGCCAAAUAGAUGGCAAUCGUAUUAGGUAAUUUAGAUUGAACAUAUGUUACAAUUUGGCUAAAUCUAUGCCAAAGUGACCAUCAACAAUAAGGUAAUACCGUUUCUUGUUAUUGAUAAAUAUGGCCAGAUUCAUAUCACUGUGUUAACGUUGCAAUUUUGUGUUUAUUUUUCAGGGUAAGUCAGAACUUAUUUUCCCUGUCUGGGUUUCAUCAGUCUCCUUUUUCUGCUUUGGUGCACAUGUAAGACUCAAGGCCAGAGAGAUGUUCAACAAUGGGCCCUGUAGAUAUUUCUCAGAAACAUUUUAAAACAGAAAUGUAUUAAAACAUAUGGAACACUUUUGUCCAUGUACUUAACUUUAUUUGUGUAAUCCAACCCAAAUAAUCGGACACCACUUUUUCCAAUAUAUGAUAACACAUCUAUGCAUAUUUUGUCUGCUGUUGAGAACAUAACUUGUAUUCAUUUUCACGUGUGUUUUAAUAUAAUAAACAUGUCUGUGAAAAA